Messenger RNA from Cantharellus anzutake, 736 nucleotides. RefSeq lists its product as uncharacterized. The transcript is spliced from 4 exons. The record is from RefSeq and is a predicted model, not a curated record. Bases 69 to 566 code for a protein of 165 amino acids. Lineage: Eukaryota; Fungi; Basidiomycota; Agaricomycetes; Cantharellales; Hydnaceae.
GGCUGCAGUGGCACAGAGCGAGGUACGAUUGUUGGGAGAAGACAAGGAAUUGGAUCAAAACAUGUUAGAUGCAAGGUUCAAGAACCCAAAGCUUCGGCUCGAGUGUCAAGCUGCAUAUCAACAAGCAAUUGCCGAAAUGGAUGUGUAAAUGGGACUCGUUGAAGGAUUUCUUGUUAAUUUAUUGUGAUUAUUGCGAAGCAGAAGCUAAGCUAUUUUGUACAUUCGGCGGAAUUUCUAUUGGUCCGAUUCGCAAUCUUGUAUAUGUUUGCUUGUGCUGUAUCGUUCGAUGGUAUCCCUUCCGACGUUUGAACUUUACAAUCUUCUCGAGUUUGCCCUUUGUAUGCUCCACAACGGUAGCGUGGACGCGUACUGUGUCCUUUGGAAGGGUAGGAUCUCCUCGGAGCGUAUACAUCCGCGAACCCACCUCCGAUAUAGCAGACAACGAAAGGAUGUCACCCACCGCCACAUCUUUAAUGCGAGGGACAGUGAGAAGGUCGCGGGGGAGAGGAGGAGUUUACGGCCAAGGAAAUUGGCUAUCACGUAAUGAUUCGGCUCGGAGCGAAUGAGUUCUAGGGCCGCGUUGGUUGAUUCGGGAUUGAAGGGGACGUGCUGGUGGAGCUGGUGGCAAGGGGAGUGUUAGCAUUGACAGUAGAAGUCGCGCUUUUGGCCAAUGUGCUGGAGAACAGAAUAGGUGGCUUUGUGAUCGCCCUGGAGAGUAAUAUUCUCCCAGGAAAAA